This is a messenger RNA of Eruca vesicaria subsp. sativa (arugula), 1699 nucleotides long. The record is from the annotation of a GenBank genome assembly. NCBI's taxonomy places the organism in Eukaryota, Viridiplantae, Streptophyta, Magnoliopsida, Brassicales, Brassicaceae.
CACCUCUUAAGCACCGUGUUAACCAGUUUUAAACCAUUUGAUAUAUUUCUAUUUCCAGAUAAAAACUUAUACUCAUCGAAACUCGUUUAGCGCUGCGAGAUUUCCCUUCUCGGCUAAUCGCGAGGGAAGGAAGAUUCGAUCUGAGCUUUCGCGUCUCUCUGAGUUUUUGUUUGGUAUUAAAAAGGAAACACUUUCCAUGGCUGGGAGCGAUCAAGUUAACCUUAUUGAGAGCAAGACAGUGGUUCCUCUCAAUACAUGGGUUUUGAUAUCCAACUUCAAGCUAGCCUACAAUCUCCUGCGUCGCCCUGAUGGAACGUUCAACCGUCACCUUGCUGAGUUUCUAGACCGUAAAGUCCCUGCAAACGCCAAUCCUGUUAAUGGGGUCUUCUCAUUCGAUGUUAUCAUGGAUCGCCAAACCAAUCUCCUUAGCCGGGUAUACAGACCGGCUUACGCUGGCGACCCACCGAGUUUUACUGAUCUUCAGAAGCCCGUUGAUGGUGAAGUAGCGCCUGUUAUUGUCUUCUUCCAUGGUGGAAGCUUUGUGCAUUCUUCUGCAAACAGUGCUAUCUAUGAUACCCUUUGCCGUAGGCUUGUUGGUCUGUGCGGUUCGGUUGUUGUCUCUGUGAACUAUCGACGUGCACCGGAGAAUCGUUACCCUUGUGCUUAUGAUGAUGGCUGGACUGCUCUGAACUGGGUCAACUCGAGAUCUUGGCUUAAAAGCAAGAAAGACUCAAAGGUUCAUAUCUUCUUGGCGGGUGACAGCUCUGGGGGUAACAUAGCACAUAACGUCGCGGUGAGAGCGGUUGAGUCAGGGAUUGAUGUUUUGGGGAACAUUUUGCUUAACCCUAUGUUUGGAGGAACAGAAAGAACAGAAUCUGAGACACGUUUGGAUGGGAAGUACUUUGUGACAGUCAGAGACCGUGAUUGGUAUUGGAGAGCGUUUCUUCCGGAGGGAGAAGACAGAGAGCAUCCAGCGUGUAGCCCGUUUGGUCCUAGAAGCAAGAGUUUAGAAGGUUUGAGUUUCCCCAAGAGUCUAGUCGUUGUAGCGGGUUUAGACUUGAUUCAAGAUUGGCAACUGAAGUAUGCAGAUGGGCUGAAGAAAGCUGGUCAAGAGGUGAAGCUUCUUUACUUGGAGCAAGCCACCAUUGGCUUCUACUUAUUGCCUAAUAACAAUCACUUUCAUACCGUUAUGGAGGAGAUAGCUGCGUUUGUUAACGCAGAAUGCCAAUGAAAACGCUAGUCUUUCACUAACAAACGGGUGAAACUCUACCAUGGAAGGUGAAGGCCCGAGAUUCUCGUUUUAGAAGGUCUUUGUAGUGAGUCUAAAGUAUGGCGUUUAACUACUACCACGGUGGUUGUGGUGGCGUGUCUGCGUUUGUGAACCGUGCGAAGCUGGAUUCUGAGAGCAAAGCAGUAAGAAGAACAGUGAAGCCGGUAAUGUUUGGCUUUUAGCGUUAGCGUUUAACUAAAACUACAGCUAUGUUUUUUUCAGCUUGCGGUUGAUGGUAACUCCGGUUAUGUUACUAUUAUGAUAUCUUCCGUAUAUAUAUCUUAUCUACAUAAAUAAACAACAUAUGUUUAUAAGUUGUUGCGACUUCAGAAAUGUAUUGUGUUUGCUUAAUCUGAAACUGAGAUCUUGUUUCCUUAGUGUAUUGAAUAAGAAAGUAUUCACUUAAAGAUAUAAAGAUAUAGUUCUCGC